Messenger RNA from Arabidopsis thaliana (thale cress), 1953 nucleotides. RefSeq names its product phytochrome-interacting factor7 (gene PIF7). Gene Ontology annotation, molecular function: protein dimerization activity. The record is from RefSeq and is marked reviewed. The transcript is spliced from 5 exons. Bases 735 to 1571 code for a protein of 278 amino acids. Gene Ontology annotation, cellular component: nucleus. Lineage: Eukaryota; Viridiplantae; Streptophyta; Magnoliopsida; Brassicales; Brassicaceae.
CACAAACAAUCCUUUGCCACACAUGUGCUUCGUCCACAUAAAAACCAUUUGACGUUUUGCAGGGACCAUUUUUGAGAAAGAGGAGACAAGAAGAGAGAGAGAGAGAGGCCUCUUUAUUAUAACUUUCAAUAUGGAUCAAAGGCAGAUACACCGCAUGAGUUGUCGCUGUGAUUGUCAAGAGUUUGAACACACAAAGAAGAAAGAAGAACUCAACAUUUCAAGCAAGAAGAAAGAGAGAAGAGAGAAGGUCCAAUAAUAGAGAGAACAAAAAAAAAGAGAGCUUAAUUGUCAGUUUAUUCUCUGCAAACGUGCGGCCUAAGUAACACAUGUAUCUCUCUCUGUUUCUGAUAAAGAACUCUUCUCUGUUUACACCAAAAAGAGACAAAACCUUACGCUUCUGUCCUUUUUUGUUUAUCUCUCUCUCUCUCUUAAGUCUUAACACAAAACCAAUUUCUUUUUUUUCGUGACUCAGGUCGAAUUAUGGAGUUAAAGAGCUCACAUGGGAAAAUGGGCAACUAACCGUUCAUGGUCUAGGCGACGAAGUAGAACCAACCACCUCGAAUAACCCUAUUUGGACUCAAAGUCUCAACGGUUGUGAGACUUUGGAGUCUGUGGUUCAUCAAGCGGCUCUACAGCAGCCAAGCAAGUUUCAGCUGCAGAGUCCGAAUGGUCCAAACCACAAUUAUGAGAGCAAGGAUGGAUCUUGUUCAAGAAAACGCGGUUAUCCUCAAGAAAUGGACCGAUGGUUCGCUGUUCAAGAGGAGAGCCAUAGAGUUGGCCACAGCGUCACUGCAAGUGCGAGUGGUACCAAUAUGUCUUGGGCGUCUUUUGAAUCCGGUCGGAGCUUGAAGACAGCUAGAACCGGAGACAGAGACUAUUUCCGCUCUGGAUCGGAAACUCAAGAUACUGAAGGAGAUGAACAAGAGACAAGAGGAGAAGCAGGUAGAUCUAAUGGACGACGGGGACGAGCAGCAGCGAUUCACAACGAGUCCGAAAGGAGACGGCGUGAUAGGAUAAACCAGAGGAUGAGAACACUUCAGAAGCUGCUUCCUACUGCAAGUAAGGCGGAUAAAGUCUCAAUCUUGGAUGAUGUUAUCGAACACUUGAAACAGCUACAAGCACAAGUACAGUUCAUGAGCCUAAGAGCCAACUUGCCACAACAAAUGAUGAUUCCGCAACUACCUCCACCACAGUCAGUUCUCAGCAUCCAACACCAACAACAACAACAACAACAGCAGCAGCAGCAGCAACAACAGCAGCAACAGUUUCAGAUGUCGUUGCUUGCAACAAUGGCAAGAAUGGGAAUGGGAGGUGGUGGAAAUGGUUAUGGAGGUUUAGUUCCUCCUCCUCCUCCUCCACCAAUGAUGGUCCCUCCUAUGGGUAACAGAGACUGCACCAACGGUUCUUCAGCCACAUUAUCUGAUCCAUACAGCGCCUUUUUCGCACAGACAAUGAAUAUGGAUCUCUACAAUAAAAUGGCAGCAGCUAUCUAUAGACAACAGUCUGAUCAAACAACAAAGGUAAAUAUCGGCAUGCCUUCAAGUUCUUCGAAUCAUGAGAAAAGAGAUUAGUCUAGCGACCUAGUAUUAUUGAUCCAUAUAUAUAGUUCUUGAAAGAUUGUUGUAUCAUGAUUGUAAAAACUGUUUUGAGUAUGGAAAAAGACUUGCAGAUAAAACUUGAAAGCUUCACAACUGAAUUCAGUAACUGUCAAAGUACAUUACUAAACCCUUUGCUAUUUCGAGGACAGUAACAAGAAAAUUAUCUCUUGGUCGCUCUUGAAGUUUAAAAUCUUCAAUGUUAAUAGAUCAUAUGCACAAAUAAACUUUUGUCUUUUUUUCUUUCUUUCAUUGUUCGGAGACCAAAGGUCUAACCUUAGAAGCAGAUGUUGUGGCCUUGCUCUGAGGUUUGUGAGAUGUCUUAUUAGUGUCCUGAAGAGAGAUAACAGUUUCAAAA